This is a messenger RNA of Nyctereutes procyonoides (raccoon dog), 3925 nucleotides long. It is a transcript of the gene CDK5R1, whose product is annotated as cyclin dependent kinase 5 regulatory subunit 1. Gene Ontology annotation, biological process: positive regulation of cyclin-dependent protein serine/threonine kinase activity; brain development; activation of protein kinase activity. Gene Ontology annotation, molecular function: cyclin-dependent protein serine/threonine kinase activator activity; protein kinase binding. The transcript is spliced from 2 exons. The record is from RefSeq and is a predicted model, not a curated record. NCBI's taxonomy places the organism in Eukaryota, Metazoa, Chordata, Mammalia, Carnivora, Canidae. Gene Ontology annotation, cellular component: protein kinase 5 complex; cytoplasm. Bases 213 to 1136 code for a protein of 307 amino acids.
CGCCGGGACCGCGGGCCCGAGCCGCGGCGCGCAUUGCGGAGGGAGGGCGCGGAGCGCCGGAGCCGCCGCCUGCCCGAUCCGAGGGGGCAGCAGGCGCCCCCGGAGCGCCCCCGCCUCCCGCCCGGACGCCGCGGGCCCGCUGAGCCGAUCGCCUCCGGCCGGCAGGCUGGGCGCGCAGGGGCGCGGGCCCCCGCCCGGCGCGCAGCGGCACCAUGGGCACGGUGCUGUCCCUGUCCCCCAGCUACCGCAAGGCCACGCUGUUUGAGGAUGGCGCGGCCACGGUGGGCCACUACACGGCCGUGCAGAACAGCAAGAACGCCAAGGACAAGAACCUGAAGCGGCACUCCAUCAUCUCCGUGCUGCCGUGGAAGAGGAUCGUGGCCGUGUCGGCCAAGAAGAAGAACUCCAAGAAGGUGCAGCCCAACAGCAGCUACCAGAACAACAUCACGCACCUCAACAAUGAGAACCUGAAGAAGUCGCUGUCGUGCGCCAACCUGUCCACGUUCGCCCAGCCCCCGCCGGCCCAGCCGCCCGCGCCCCCCGCCAGCCAGCUCUCGGGCUCCCAGACCGGGGUCUCCUCUUCUGUCAAGAAGGCCCCGCACGCGGCCCUCACCUCCGCGGGGACGCCCAAACGUGUCAUCGUCCAGGCGUCCACCAGCGAGCUGCUGCGCUGCCUGGGCGAGUUUCUCUGCCGCCGGUGCUACCGCCUGAAGCACCUGUCCCCCACGGACCCUGUGCUCUGGCUGCGCAGCGUGGACCGCUCGCUGCUUCUGCAGGGCUGGCAGGACCAGGGCUUCAUCACGCCGGCCAACGUGGUCUUCCUCUACAUGCUCUGCAGGGAUGUCAUCUCCUCCGAGGUGGGCUCGGACCACGAGCUCCAGGCCAUCCUGCUGACCUGCCUGUACCUCUCCUACUCCUACAUGGGCAACGAGAUCUCCUACCCGCUCAAGCCCUUCCUGGUGGAGAGCUGCAAGGAGGCCUUUUGGGACCGCUGCCUCUCCGUCAUCAACCUCAUGAGCUCCAAGAUGCUGCAGAUCAAUGCCGACCCGCACUACUUCACACAGGUGUUCUCCGACCUGAAGAACGAGAGUGGUCAGGAGGACAAGAAGCGGCUCCUCCUGGGGCUCGAUCGGUGAGCCCUGUAGCCCGCAUCAUGGCUCAAGGAUUCAAUUCAUUUUUAAAAAUUUAUUAUUAAGCAAAUCAGAUUUUGUGUACAGUAUGUGUCUAGCAGAGCCACCGAGGGCCUCUUUCUUCCCACCUUCUCUCCUUGGGGUUUUCUUCAGCCCUGCCAAGAACUCUGGGCGCUUUUGAACUCCUGAACCUUGUGCAAAAACCCAGAAGAUGUGUUCAGAGCCACCCAGGCCACUGACUUCUCAACUUUGGGGAAUUUGUAGGACUGACCUGUCUCUGCCACCUGUGCCCUUGCUGGACCAGGGCAGGUGAGGCUGCCCGCUGCUCCUGGCAUGGGAGCCAGAGAGGGGCCUCUGGCCAGUUAGUUGGCCCUGGGGAGCCAUUGCUGUUGCCGGUUGGAGGGCCUUUCUUGGAUUUUGUUUUGGGUCAUCCGUUCUCCCAGAGGCCUGUGGAGCUGGCCACCCUGACCGAGCCACGAAUGGGGUUGUGAGGCGAGGUGCCCACCACCCUGGGACAACUCGUCGAGGAGAAGCUGGCCUGGUACAAAGAUUGUGUCCUGUCGUUUGACCAUGCACCACUCUGGUUUGCUCUUUUUUCUUUUAUUAGGGAGAAGAGUUUUCCUUUAGUGAAGACAUGGAACUUGCCCCCUGACCUCCUUACCCCCUGCUCCCAGCCGUGUUGGUAGUGUCGGUUAAUGAGCUGGUUUGACUCAUUAAGUUCUUUGAUUUGGGGUCCCAGCUAAAGGGGUGGGGUGAAGCUAGGGACAGCUCCUUUCCUGGGCGAAUCUUUGACUAAUGCAGCUUACUCACCCUGUGGUGAAGGCCAGGGCGGCUGCUGGUGCCCCUCACCGACAGCCUGCCUUCUGGGCAGGUGCAGUCGUUGUGCCUGAAACCAGCCAGUGCUCACCUGAGGGCUAAGGCGUCUUGCUGGUGCAUGACAUUUGUUCCUGCAGAGCCGAGGUGAUGUCGGGGACCAGAAUGAUGGGGUAAUGAUGUACCCCCCGCCCCCCUGUCCCCACCCCUGUUCAUUUAAAGCUGUUUCCAAACAGUUCAGUUUCUUCUGAAGACGAAGCCUUGCCCUGCGAGGCCCAGUGAGACCACUGGAUCUUGGAGACAAUUCCAAGGCCGGAGUAGCACUCCUCAUGGCUUCGGAAGCCUGCCAUUCUGCACCUGAUCAUUUGCAGCUGCCCAUCUGGGUUUCCACCUUACCUUAGUGGCUGUGAAAAACACACGACAUGUACUUAAUCAAUUUCCUUUUUGAUUCUCCCAGAUUGGUGGCUUGGGACUUGGGAGAGGACCAGGAGAAGGGAGCGAGUCUUCCUCUGUGGCCCAUCACUCCAGCUUUGGGGAAUAAAGGUCAAUGUGAAGAUGCCCUGGGGGAAGUCUCCCUUCCAGUCCCAGGGAGGGGGGGUGGCGGGGGGCAGGCAGAGGGUCCUCUGACACAGGAUAGAUUCUAGGUGGCUGCUGGUUUCAGCAGAAGCACUACUGAAAUUCACACGAGAGAAAGCUGUGAAACCGGGGUCUCACUUUAAGAGGCCUGGAGCGGAGCUGCCGCUUCCCGCUUCCCGGGGAAGGGGAGGAGGGCCCGCUCGGGGCUGGGAUGGGAUCCCUCGGCCCAGCUGCGCCGAGCCCUCUCUGGGCUGCCAAAUAAGCUGAGGCGGAGCUGGAAGGAACCUCGGCUGCUGCCACAGACUUGGCCGCCACGCCUCUAUCUCGGUGGGAGCUGUCACCCAGCCCGUCUGUUCAGAUCCCGCUGCCACGUGUGACCUGAGGUAGGAGGCCCUUGGGGGGGCAGCGGGGCCCAGAAGUGGGGAGGGAGGUUGGGGCGCAAAGUCUCAAGAGGAGGGGUGCGUGUCUGUAGUCACUCACCCAGCGGCUGAGCUUGGCCUGAAACCCCACGCUCAGGCCGCAUCCCCAGUAUUCCGGUUGUGUGUUUUCCUGCUCUUUCUCCGUAUUUUAUUUUUUUAUUUCUUGGGGGAGGGGCCCAUUUCAGGAGCGGCUCGGGGCUGAGGAGGUCAGUCUCUGGCUCCCCCGGUGAGAAGCCCGCCGUGGCCUCCUCCCUGCCCUUGUGCUGGUCAGUACCGGGUGCGGGAGCUGAUGGACUCCAGCGUGCGGGCCCUGAGCCCAUCUGACAUGCUGCUAUGAAGACUACUUUUAGAACAAUGAUUAAAAGAAAAAAGGAAAAAAAAAAAAAGAAAAACUAACCUACGGGGGGAAAAAAACCCAACCCCUUUAUUCUUUAAUUGUUGCGUUUACAGUGAUAUUGUGCAUGCGAACCAGGAGCAUUUUGUGUCUUAAGAAAAAUAAUCUUAGAACAGAUGGCUGUGAACAUUACACCCGUGCACAGAACAAGUCACAGGAAUAGUUCAGGAUUUGGUUUUUCUCUUUUUCUUGUAAACCUGAAGGGUUGAUCUAUUCUUUCCAUGCAGUUAUUUAUUAGAAUUUAGUUCUGUUCCAACAGUUGUUAAACUUGCAAUGAAAAGAAAACGUGCCAUUUUUCCCACUCGGAAUUAUUCAUAGGCUGUAUAUUUGAAACUGCUAAUUACACGUGCGGUGUAUGUUGGUUCUUAGUGCAAUUCGUUCUGUAGUUAUCCUUUGACCAAACCGUGGGUAUUGUUAAUAUUAAUUUAUAUUUGUCUCAUUUUGUAUGUAUGUGUAGUGUGUUUGUAAGUAUGUGUGGUUUAUAAUCUGACAAGGUCAUGAAGCUCAGUUUGGCUGUAAUUUAAUUCCCUUUCCCUUAUUUUUAUUUAUUUUUGUACUGUGCUGAUUAAAUAAAAUGCACUGACCAUCCAUUA